Molecule: messenger RNA, 2314 nt
Organism: Mizuhopecten yessoensis (Yesso scallop)
Lineage: Eukaryota; Metazoa; Mollusca; Bivalvia; Pectinida; Pectinidae
Exons: 9
Coding region: 266-1450 (394 amino acids)
Source: RefSeq, a predicted model, not a curated record
UAACCGGUACUCGCCGGUAGCACAUGGACUGACAAUUUGUUACAGCUACAUUUGGACCUUAAACUAAGGUGUUCAGAGUAAUUUUACACGUCUAUCUAAACCCCCUAAAACGUGUAAAAUAACUCUGAACACCUUCAAAGUUUAGGUCCAAAUUUAGCUGCGAUAACGUACAUAUAGUAUCAUUUGACGACGAUGUAAUGCGGCCAUUGGCAUUGCAGAGGAGGCUGUUUUUUUCGUGGGUGCCCAAGUCCCGCAUCGCCUAUAGAUGUCUUACAAAACUCGGUUUGCUUUCGCCAUUGUGGUUGCUGUGUUACAGAUAGCUGGGAUUACCUCUGCAUCAACACCUUCAGCAGUGAUGAACCCGACGUCCACCUCGCUAACUGAAUCAAAGAUGCUGAACCUCACAUCUGCGUCAAACUGUGCUGCCCUGGGAUACCCCGGGGCCAUUCCACAUAUCCUUAACGGAUAUGAAAAGGGCCUGGGUAGAUGUUGCUUUGGUAUUGGUGUUAUCAAAGGAGGUUAUAUAACAAUGUGCCCUGAAAAUGGCGCAAAGGAUGAGUGGCGGCCAUGUCCACCUGGGACAUGUAACAAAAAUAACAUUACCUCCAAGUAUCUAACCUGGAUUGAUCGUCUAUCUUCUGAGCGUGUAUGCUUGGCAUCUUCAGAAUGUACCAAUCAGGAAAUUAAAAAAGAAAUGGAUAUCAAGCGAAUCAAUGUGACCUUGAGCAUGGAUGGUAAUGUUAUAGGCUCUCUGGUACAAGAAAAAGAUACAGCUCCUAAUAUGACUGGCAGCAUUGAUCUCACUCCAGGUGUCUAUACAAUGGAAUGUACAGCAGAAGGUGGAAUUCCAGCCCCACAGUACACCAUUACAUCCAGUGGCGGAUCCCUCAGCAAAGGUUCAAAGGCCACUAUAGAUCUGACCUCAGAUGAAAGCUAUGUUGCUUGUUCUGUACAAGUCAGCAACCACUUCCCCAACCACAUCCUACGCUUCAACCUCCACGUGAAAUCAGUUGUAGAUCAGGAGCCUGAUAUUACUUGUAAUGGUGUGUCUGCUGUACCUGGAGACAAAAGAGCGGUUAUAGACUGUACAGUAACGGCUCCAGAUGUCACCUGUGGGAAAGUAGUGUGGCAUUCUGGCGUAAGUGGCCAGGACUUUACACACAAGGGCGGCAAAAAAAGACGUGUCUUCAUCAGUUGUAAGAGUAUCGGUCAAAACAGUAUUUGGACACAGCUGGAGGUGCGUGACCUUGAGAAGAACGACUUUGAGGACACAUUCUAUAUUAAGGUCGAAGGGGGACCUGGUGGGGACUACCAACAAGGACAAAAGAUCAACGAGAAAAGUAUGGCAAGCAACAAGUCCAACACAUUGACAGCCACCAGCACCUCAGUUCUUUCAGCACUGUACACAGCUUUUGCCUUAAAAUUAAUAUUGUCCAUUGAAGAUGGAUAGGUAGGCUUAUAGCUUUGGGUUCAAAGAUAGCUCAAAGUGAAGACAAGAUAAGUGAUCCGUCCUAGGUUUUUUCCAACUUUAAAUGCUGUGUUGAUUAUUUCAUUGUAUGAUUAAUGCUAUAAAAGGAUGAAAUACAUAUGAAAACGACCAAUAGAUUAAAGAAGAAAUGCCAAAAUUUACGAAAAGGCGAGUACAUUUUCGCCGAUUCCAGAUGACGUGUUUGUAAGUCUGGAAGAAAUAUUGACCUCUAUAUGAACGCUUUCUAUGGUUUAAGUGAACGCUGACAAUGUGAGGUAAUGACCCAAAAAGCCUCAAGCACAUGACAGCCUCUGUAGUAAGGAAAACAUAGAAAAAACUCACCUUCAACUGCAGUCCACCAUCUGUGAUCACCGCCUGCUCUUUGACAUUCACCAUCAUUCAUCAUGAUGAACAAAUUCAUUGUCUAAGACAACAGAAAAGAAAAUUCUUUUAAAUUCUUUCAAAUGUUUUUCUAACAAAAGUAUAUGUCCAGCAGUAAGCGAUGUUAGUCGAAGAUCAAAUUCAUCAUAAACACUUUAUAAUACCACCGGUUAACUAAGGAAUUCUACACAUAUGUAAUGUUUCAGGGAUAGUUAAUAUCUCACAUUCCCGAGGUUGUGUUUUAUUUUUAAUUUUAAGGAACCAAAGAUUUUUAUAUAUUUAUAUAUAUAGUACACGCUGUGUCGCAAAUCAUUCCAUUUUAUUUGUAAGCAGAGUGUGUGUAAUGGUUGGAUAGUUUUGAAAAUUGGAAAAAGAAAUUUAGCUACAAAAUCUGUGAUAGUGUUUAUUUACUGUGAUAGCCAAAUUGAACAUUGUAUUUUUCUAUUUUUAAUGAGAUCUGUAAAU